Messenger RNA from Trichoplusia ni (cabbage looper), 333 nucleotides. Its product is annotated as dolichyl-diphosphooligosaccharide--protein glycosyltransferase subunit 4. Lineage: Eukaryota; Metazoa; Arthropoda; Insecta; Lepidoptera; Noctuidae. Gene Ontology annotation, cellular component: oligosaccharyltransferase complex. Bases 126 to 230 code for a protein of 34 amino acids. The transcript has 3 exons. The record is from RefSeq and is a predicted model, not a curated record.
GCGGUAUGAACAGUUCUGGCAUUCUCUGGACAAGUUUAUCUGACGUGUACUUGUUUUCAUUGCGGUGGCCGGAAUUUAAUAUUGUAAUUUAGCCUAACUCCCAAAAAUAUAAACACCAAGGCAACAUGAUUACCGACAUCCAACUGGCCGUGUUCUCCAACAUCUUAGGCGUUUCGAUAUUCCUGUUGGUCAUCCUCUACCACUACAUAAACGCUAACAGCACAAAAUGAAUGAGUAAAGCACCACAAUUCAGCUUCAAUAUGUUAUAAACUUAUAAUUAUAUAAUUCCAUCUAAUAUUAAUUAAGAUGUAAAUAAAUUAAGUUGUCUCAUAA